Rhipicephalus sanguineus (brown dog tick) is the source of this 843-nucleotide messenger RNA. Its product is annotated as putative deoxyribonuclease TATDN2. NCBI's taxonomy places the organism in Eukaryota, Metazoa, Arthropoda, Arachnida, Ixodida, Ixodidae. Gene Ontology annotation, molecular function: hydrolase activity, acting on ester bonds. The coding region runs from base 1 to 843 and encodes 280 amino acids. The record is from RefSeq and is a predicted model, not a curated record. The transcript has a single exon.
AUGACGUUACAGCAGAUCAAGAAGUGGCCUUACACCGUGGCUUCCACGACGGGCCUGAUAGACUCGCACUGCCACCUGGACUACCUGUUUAGCAAGGCGAAUCACUUCGGGAGCUACGCCGACUACCGACGGGACAACCAGCACACCUUCCCGGACUGCUACGAGGGUUGUGUGGCAAAUUUUUGCAACCCGGUCACCUUCAAGCUGGAGUACAUGUGGGACGCGUUGCUCUCCGAGGACCACGUGUGGGGCGCGUUUGGCGUCCAUCCCAAGAUGGCGGACGAGUACAACGACCAAAUCGAGCAGCAACUACUGCACGCGCUGCAGCACCCGAGCGUAGUGGCGUUCGGCGAGAUCGGCCUUGACUACUCCAACAAGAACCGCGACGAACAGCAGCAGGUGUUCCGCACGCAGCUGCAAUUGGCCACUAGCCGCGGCCUGCCGCUGGUCAUUCAUUCGCGCAACGCCACUGCGGACACCAUCCGCAUCAUGCGCGAGAUGGUGCCCGCGAACUACAUGAUCCACGUGCACUGCUUCAAGGGCAACUGGAACGAGGCAUGCCAGUGGCUCGACCCCUUUCCACACCUCUGCCUCGGACUGACGCCCAAGCUGGAGCAGUCGGGAGAGCUGGCCGAGGCCGCGCGCAGCAUCCCACUGGACCGGCUGCUUCUGGAGACCGACGCGCCAUUCUUUCUGCCCAAGGAUGAGAAAGGAAAGAGCAACGUCGCCCACCCAGGGAUGGUCAUCCACGUGGCCACGCAGCUGGCUAACAUUCGAAACGUCACCGUCGACGAGGUCCUGGAGGCCGUGCGUCAGAACACGACACGCGUGUACGGCAUCUGA